GUGUCGUUACAAUUUCAGCAGCGUGCUGAAGCAGAAACCAAACUUGGAGGAACGCGGAUCCGAGGCGAGAGAGGGACGGAUUGCCUUGCCCUCGUUCCCUCCUUUCCCCAGCUGUAACACACACGCACUUUGUCAUCAUCUGCAUGUCUGCUGCUCCCGUCUACUGCUUCUUACAGUUGAUUCUGAUCAAGCAAGAGUGCAUAAUAGCCAUCCCUCUUCUAUUCAGCUCCUCCUGGUUUCUCUCAAGGGAUAUAUGCAGAGACCUUGCCUGAGGGCAGUGAGAUAGCCGGGGCUUCCCCAACCCCGUUUUGGCCUGAUCUGGGAAGACACACACAGUCAUUAACACACCAUGUCAUUUAAGGCAUCCUAAUGCUUUCUGUGAAAGGAGGAAAAAAGAGAGCAAGGAAAAGGAAGCGGCUGAGGCAAAACCCACAGGACCCGGUCGAAUGUAAAAAAUGUAAAAGAGCCCAGCUGGAUCAGACGAAAAGUCCCUUUAGUCCAGCUUCCUUUUGCCAGCAGGACGCGAGCAGAUGCCUCCAGGACGUCUACAAAGCAGGUCAUGAAGGCAACAGCUUUCCUCUGUCACAUGUGCCCAGGAUUUUUAUUCAGAGGUUUACUGUCUCUGAAUACAUCGGUUCUAAUUUCACCAUUGUACCUAUUAACCGUUGGUAGACCUACCCUCUAUACAUUUGUCAAGUUUUAAGAGCAAGGCCUACCAAGAGUCUGAUCUUCCUGCAGCAAGCUGCCCAUCAAGGGUCCCUCCUGAGGAACUGAAGGCAAUUAGAUUUGAAGAUUUAUUUUCACAUACUUACUUUUCUCUAGAACUCUAACAAGAGAUAGUGUCAGAUUCAUGGCAUCUUUUCAGAACAAAUGAAAACAUUCCCUUAGCCAUGAUACAUGGGCCUGCUGAAAGACUGGCACAAUGAGGCAGCUGACAAGCACUUCAACGAAUCACACAUAAGCCCAUCUUGCCUGUGAGCCUGUAUGGAGGAAAAGUGAUAGGCCUCAGCCACACGAGCAUGAAUUCCACAAACGUGACAGACGGCUCCCUCUGCCUUUGGGAAAAGGUGGUGAUCGGGGUCGUUCUCUCCGUCCUCAUUAUGGUGACUGUCUGUGGCAACGUGAUGGUAUGCCUGGCUGUGUAUUUCAACCGGCGGCUCCGCAGCCUGACCAACUAUUUCAUAGUCUCCUUGGCCUGCACGGACCUGCUGCUGGGCCUGCUGGUGCUCCCCUUUUCAGCCGUCUAUGAGAUCUCCUCCCACGAGUGGCACCUGGAAACUACUUUUUGCAACAUCUACAUCAGCCUGGACGUCAUGCUGUGCACAGCCUCCAUCCUCAACCUCUUCAUGAUCAGCCUCGAUCGCUACUACGCCAUCACGGCCCCUCUCCGCUACACCACUCUGGUCACUCCUCUGCGGGUGGCGGUGGCCAUGUUCCUGAUCUGGGUGGUGUCGCUCAUGGUCUCCUUCCUACCUAUUCACCUGGGCUGGAACACCAACGGCACAACCAUCCAGAACACACUUUCUUCCAAUGGGAAGAGGGAGUGCAAGCUGGAGGUCAACCCCAUAUAUGUACUGGUGGAUGGCUUGCUAACGUUCUACCUCCCACUGCUUAUCAUGUCCGUCACAUACUACCGGAUCUUCAAAAUAGCCAGGGAACAAGCCAAGAGGAUUAACAGCAGCAGCUGCUGCAAGACGGUCAGACAUGCGUUGCCCACUGUGAAGGAACACAAAGCCACUGUGACGCUUGCGGCUGUGAUGGGAGUCUUCAUUGUCUGCUGGUUCCCUUAUUUUACAGUGUUCACAUACCGAGGCAUGAGGGGUCAGGUGUGUGAAACGCUGAUGACCAUUGUCUUGUGGCUUGGGUAUGCCAACUCAGCUGUGAACCCGAUCUUAUAUGCUGCACUGAACAGGGACUUCCGGACAGCUUAUCAGCAGCUGCUCAAGUGCCGGAGAGUGUGGCCAAAUGCCAGAGAGGUCGCUCUGACAUAUGAGAUGAGAGGCAAAACCUGUAAUCAGGCCCCGGGCAAGCAGGAAGAUAAACCUUUGCAUCUACAUACAAUGAAUGGGAAGGAAAACCCUUGCAUCCAAGACUGCAUAGAAAGGUAAGAUUUCUUUGUCUGAUGCUGAAUUAUAUUUGAUAUUGUGCUGGCGGCGGGAAGAGAGC
Varanus komodoensis (Komodo dragon) is the source of this 2166-nucleotide messenger RNA. It is a transcript of the gene HRH2, whose product is annotated as histamine receptor H2. The coding region runs from base 1020 to 2108 and encodes 362 amino acids. The transcript is spliced from 3 exons. Gene Ontology annotation, cellular component: membrane; dendrite. Lineage: Eukaryota; Metazoa; Chordata; Lepidosauria; Squamata; Varanidae. Gene Ontology annotation, molecular function: neurotransmitter receptor activity; histamine receptor activity; G protein-coupled serotonin receptor activity. Gene Ontology annotation, biological process: G protein-coupled receptor signaling pathway, coupled to cyclic nucleotide second messenger; positive regulation of vasoconstriction; gastric acid secretion. The record is from RefSeq and is a predicted model, not a curated record.